AUGUGUCUCGCGUCGUUUCUUAAGUUCCUCAAAUUCAAAUUGAGGCGUAAAAGCAUCAGUGAUAAAGUUGUAUCCAUUGAACGUGGUAAUCAUCAAGGACAUGACAGCAUCAAGUCUAGCGCCAGGAGAUAUUCCUGGGACCAGAUGCAGAAGUCCACAAUGAAUUUCUCUUCGGUGAUCGGGUAUGGAGGAUUUAGUACUGUCUAUCUUGCUCAAUUUCCGGACUUGACGAAGGGCGCCGUGAAGAUCCACAGCCAAAGCGACCGUCUCAAUCAAGCGUUCAAGCAGGAACUGGAAAUCUUUCUCCACCUCGAGCAUGAUAAUAUAGUGAAGCUGCUUGGUUAUUGUGAUGAUCAAGAUGAAGGAUUUCUGAUACUCGAGUACGCACCCAACGGAAAUUUGCACGAGAAACUUCACUGUAUAGACAAAUCAAUGGGAAGAAAGAGGCCAGUGCUUCCUUGGAAGAGACGCAUGGCAAUAGCGUUCCAACUUUCUCAGGCAUUGGAAUACCUCCAUGAGAAAAGCGUUUUGCAAAUCGUCCACGGUGACAUAAAAUCUUCAAACAUAUUGCUGGACGAGCAACUGAAUUGCAAGCUAUGCGAUUUUGGGUCUGCAAAGAUGGGAUUCUCUUCCACAGUGCUUCCACCAUCUUCCCUUGGAAAAAACAGGAUGAUGCUUGGUUCUCCGGGCUAUACAGAUCCUCACUAUUUCAGGACAGGGCUUGCCUCCAAAAAAAAUGAUGUAUACAGCUAUGGAGUUGUUUUAUUGGAACUCAUAACGGGAAUGGAAGCCUUCAGUGCGCAUACCAGAGAGAGAUUGACAAGAACACUUGACCCAAUGCUGCGAGAUGCAGAGAAGGUGGUGGAAAUGGUGGAUCCACAUCUCGGUGGGGACUUUGAUUUGGAAGAAGCCAAGGUCAUGACUUCCCUCGCAGCAAUGUGCCUUUGCGAUUCUCCCAGCCUCAGGCCUUCUGCAUCAGAUAUCAUAAGAACAAUGAGAAAUGGAAUUCCCUCCACCUCCUUCUUGUUCAGAGGAAAAGCUUGA
Fraxinus pennsylvanica is the source of this 1044-nucleotide messenger RNA. The record is from the annotation of a GenBank genome assembly. Lineage: Eukaryota; Viridiplantae; Streptophyta; Magnoliopsida; Lamiales; Oleaceae.